CACGGACGGCUCCGGUCCGCUCGAUUCGAGAGAAUAAUUUCGCCCGAGGGGAGUAAAGUGGAAUUUCCCCUUCUUCCCGCGAGAUCAGAAGAGGCGUCUCGGUUCUGGAUAACGCGGAAGACCGGCGCGCACGCGUGGGUGAAGCUCAUCUGUUGUUCCCAUGGCGAUCGCGGUUGCCUCGUCGCCUUCCGCGACGGCCACCUCCAGUUCCGGCGUUGCUCCGCCGCGCUCCCGCGUGAGCUGCCGGCGGGAGCCCCGUGGGACGAGGAGCAUCGGUCGCGCUCGUUGCUCCCGCAGCCCCGCCAAGGGGGCGGAGCCGGGCAAGGAGCGGCAAACCCCGCAGGAUGACUCCAGUUAUCUAUGGAAACUGGGCCUCGGAUCCGUCGGCGGCGCGGCGGCUAUAAAGUACGGAAGCGUGCUGCUCCCUGACAUCACACGGCCCAACAUCGUGCAGGCGCUGCUCAUGGUGUCCCUGCCUGUAGUAGCCGCCGUCCUCAUCUUGCUCAAGCUCAGUGGGAGCGACACGGAGGAAUAGGAUGAGAAUCAGGAGGUCUUGUGUAAGCUUCGGAUGAUAUGUUGUGUCUUUAUUAAGUUCCAUUUUUUACUCGUACCUUGUAAGAUGAGGGCAAAAUAUGCUCGAUUCAGAAAAUAAUAGAGUGCGAGCAACGCACUUGUGACAAUGGCCUAUGCCUCAGCAAACGGAGGACAGGAGACGGAAGCUUCCUUUUGUUGAGAAAUAAAAAUGCAUCUGAGAUA
Molecule: messenger RNA, 756 nt
Organism: Brachypodium distachyon (stiff brome)
Lineage: Eukaryota; Viridiplantae; Streptophyta; Magnoliopsida; Poales; Poaceae
Exons: 2
Coding region: 161-535 (124 amino acids)
Cellular component (GO): chloroplast
Source: RefSeq, a predicted model, not a curated record